UGAUCGAUUCGUACCCUUUCUGAAACUCAACGCACCAUAUUAGAAUUCACAUGCGGUUGACAUAACACUAUUCCAACAUGGCAGUGAGAGGUCGCGAUGCCGACGAUAUGAUUGCCUCCCUGAUGAAAGAAAUGGGGCAGAACCAGGGGUACCACAGUGAACAAACGCUCACGCGAGACGAGGAUGUCAMUGCACACGAUGGAAAGGAAACCGGGCAGCAGAAUAAUUCCAAAUUCCAAACCCCAACUCCUCGGCGGCGGCUGUUGCCCGAGCUGCCGGAAUACCCGGACAAUGCAUUCCAGGCCGGAAGCCAAUCGAUUUGGAACCCAAUGGCCGAAGGAAAGUGUGGAUCUCCUGGCAGAAACGCCAGUGAUCGAGCGCAGAUAUCGAUUGUCCCACYAAUGGUUCCGACGAAUCCACGAAUUGAGGUGAUACGGAGGAGGGUCUUCGAAAAGUUUCGACAGGAAACCCAUACGCUACUGCAGGAGUUUCAGACCAAGAACCUAUCCUUUUCAUCGCGCUCGUCCGCUUCGGGCGGAAGUUUCAGCAAGAACAAGAGCAAGCUACCCAUUCCCUCCAUGAUCGACAAGUGGCACAUGGAUGCGAAACUCGAGGAACGCAAUAUUCUUUUUCAAAAUAUGGCAGCAUCGUCGUCCUUGUCGUCGUCCUCGUCCUCGAAACCAUCGAACACCAGCCUUCCAUCUGCUGCGUCCACCACCGAAAUUCUUCGAGAAAUCGCCACCCGAAAAAAGCACGGCAUACAUGUUUACGAUCCAAUCUUGCUGAACCAGCACUCUCCAUCCAUUUUCAUAGAGACAAUUCUGAAACCGCAGGUUCGGAAAAUGUGGCAGCAGAGCAACGAGCGAGUAGAAUCCAACAACAACUCGGAAUUCCCACCAAAGUUUUGCAAAAAAGCACAGCAGGUGCAAAAGGCAUUGUUCCGACUGGUCUGCCAAGCAAGGGAAUCCUUCGAAACGCAGCUGCUCCAGGAUGUUCGGCAAGAAUCCAUCCGGUCGACAACCGCAAAGAAAAGUCGCAGGGGAAGCAACAACAACAGGAUACCAAAACUAUCGAGGUCACCAACCACCGAUGGCGACUCUUCCUCUCCAUCGCUUGUGCGCGUUGCCUUCUCGGGUGUCACCCUGAAACUUCAUCCCGCAUACCUCGAAAAAUUACAGCGGCUCUACGAUCGGACGAAAGAGCGCCGCCUCAAACUGGAGCAUUCUCCGGAUAAUUUCUGCGCAGCCGACGCUAUGCAUCACAACCUUUCCUUCGAGGAGGCCCUGUUUUGUCUCCUGUGCCGGUAUGACAUGAUUCAGGGCGCCGGCCUCCAGGCGGGGGUCCCUGGUUCAAUCAUGGACGUCUUGUUAGAGCGAUUCGAUUGCCGGAUGGAGUGCUUCGCGUCGCCCCUGAAUUGCCGGUACGAUUGCUUUGCAUCGGCCUUUGUCGACGUCGACGCGGCCUUUGGCAGCAAGGGAUCGUUUUUUGAACUCCCGCUUUUGUCGGACAACGACGAUGGKGACGGCAACGACACCGAAGACGACGAUUCUCUCUCUUCUCGAGAUGGUGGCAUUUGCUACGAAGCCAACCCACCGUUUUGCGAGGGCCUUAUACAAAAGCUCAGUGAAACGAUCGAUGACGUCCUUUCUCCGCAACGAGCGCGGAACCAUCGGCGACCGAUCAUGUUCGUGGUCUUUGUUCCCGCUUGGCGCGAGUCCGGUUGCUACCAGGCCCUUCUCGCCAACGAGCGCCUGGAGGGGCAUCUCCUCCUGGAGCAGGGAGACCACUGGUACGCGGAGGGCACGCAGCACCGGCGGAGAGAUUCUUUUCGGGUGGCCUCUUUCGACACGAGCGUCCUGUUUUACCAGAACGUGGCCGCCAAGCGGCUGUGGAACGUGAAGGGUAAGGAUGCCGUCGUCUUGGACGAACUGGCGAAAGCCUUCGGUCAGGAUCCGGGGAAUAUGCAGAAAGAGAACCAAACAAUACUACCGCAGGGUCGAAGGACGAAACCAGCGACGGGCGCUGGUCCGAGCACUCCCGCUGUACUACCUGUCAUUGAAUCCAAUGUUGRCAAUCCACCAUUAUCUACAGAAGAUAGAAAGGAAAGCAUCUCUACCUCUCAAACCGAGUUGUCGUCUUCGACGAGAAAACAAAAGAAAGCUUCUACUAAAGAAAAGAAGAGGAAAUGGAAUCAACAGGAUGAAGGGAAGGCCCAAUUAAAUUUACUAGCAUCUCUCGGGUUGUCGUCAACAACAAAGGAAGGCACAGCCGACGAAAAGUCGAAGCCGGCGACUAGCCAUAAAUCAAAACGAAAGAAGAAAAUCAGACGGAAGAAAUAAUUGUAUCAGUGCUAUGUUCUCGGUGGGUAUAGUCAUGCAG
Messenger RNA from Pseudo-nitzschia multistriata, 2379 nucleotides. Lineage: Eukaryota; Bacillariophyta; Bacillariophyceae; Bacillariales; Bacillariaceae. The record is from the annotation of a GenBank genome assembly.